GUGUCUAAUGUGUCUCACCUUCUUUAGAUAGCUCGUCAUGAGGCCGCUGUCUGUCUCUCUGCUCUUUUUCUUCAUUCAGUUUCUGGGUUUGUCUCUCCAACAGUUCCCACGGCCAUGCACCAAUCCAGAGGUCCUGCGGAGCAAGCAAUGCUGUCCGGUGUGGCCAGGUGACGGUUCGGUGUGCGGGGUGCGCUCGGGUCGAGGCUUCUGCCAGGACGUCACGGUGUCCGAGCUUCCCGACGGGCCGCAGUACCCCCACACCGGCACGGAUGACCGGGAACGGUGGCCUCUGGUGUUCUACAACCGAACCUGCCAGUGCGCCGGGAACUACAUGGGCUUCGACUGCGGCGAGUGCAAGUUCGGUUACUUCGGAGACAACUGCGGGGAACGGCGAGAAUCCGUGCGCAGGAACAUCUUCCAGCUGUCGGUGACGGAGAGGCAGCGGUUCAUCUCGUACCUGAACCUCGCCAAGACCAGCAUCAGCUCCGAUUACGUGAUCGCGACGGGCACGUACGCGCAGAUGAUCAACGGCACGAGCCCCAUGUUCGCGGACAUCAGCGUGUACGACCUGUUCGUUUGGAUGCACUACUACGUGUCCCGUGACGCGCUGCUCGGGGGUCCCGGUAACGUGUGGGUUGACAUCGACUUUGCGCACGAGUCGGCGGCAUUUCUGCCCUGGCAUCGCGUGUACCUGCUGUUCUGGGAGCAUGAGAUCCGGAAACUGACCGGAGACUUCAACUUCACCAUCCCGUACUGGGACUGGCGUGACGCGCAGGACUGUCAGGUGUGCACGGACGAGCUGAUGGGCGCGCGCAGCCCUCUGAACAUCAGCCUCAUCAGCCCAUCCUCGGUCUUCUCCUCGUGGAAGGUGAUCUGUACACAGCCCGAUGACUACAACAAUCGUGAGGUGCUGUGUGACGGAUCGCCAGAGGGGCCGUUACAGCGUAACCCUGGAAACCACGACCGCAACCGCGUCAGACGGCUACCAACCUCUGCAGACGUGGAGUCGGUGCUGAGCCUUACAGAAUAUGAGACGGGGUCCAUGGACCGACGGGCCAACCUGAGCUUCCGGAACGCUCUGGAAGGUUUUGCAAAUCCGGAGACGGGAUUGGCAGUAACGGGUCAGAGCACGAUGCACAACUCUUUACAUGUCUUUAUGAACGGAUCCAUGUCUUCAGUUCAGGGGUCCGCCAACGACCCCAUUUUUCUACUACAUCAUGCAUUUAUCGACAGUAUCUUUGAGCAGUGGCUGAGGAGACAUCAACCUCCCCGGACACAUUACCCAACAGCCAACGCUCCAAUCGGACACAACGAUGGAUAUUUCAUGGUCCCGUUCAUCCCUCUGUACAGAAACGGAGAUUAUUUCCUGUCCACCAAAGCUCUGGGAUAUGAAUAUGCAUAUUUACUCGAUCCCAGUCAGCGGUUUGUGCAGGAGUUUUUGACUCCGUAUCUAGAGCAGGUCCAGCAGAUAUGGCGUUGGCUGUUGGGAGCAGGGAUCCUGGGAGCGCUCGUAGCAGCAAUUAUUGCAGCAAUUAUCGCCGUGGCCUGUCGUAAAAGGCAAAGGAGGCAGAAGGUGUCGGCAUAUGGGGAGAGGCAACCACUACUGAACAGCAGUGAAGAGGAAGGCUCGGCUUCAUAUCAGACAACACUGUGAAACCAAACACACGCACGCACACACACACACACACACACACACACACACACACACACACACACACCCCAGGCAUGUGUCAGCAAGGACAGAUAUACUGUACCAGUGGGAAAAGACACAAAAGCCAGUUAACAAACGAGUCUCGACCCUGAGCUGAAGUCAUGUGACGUGAUCUCGCACCGAACUCUGGCCAGGUCAAGUCCAGGUCACACUUCACCCCAAAAAUCAAAAGACAAAAAUAUGAACUAUGAUAAACUUCAUUUUUCUGAAAGUAAUACUUAUAAGACUGUUAAGAUUUGUAAUAUUGUGGCAUUGUCAUAACAUCAGUUAAUUAAGCAGCCCUCCUGUAAAACAUUUAUGAAAAUAAUAUAUACAAUUAAAUUCAGUACAGCAAAUAUUACCAUGAUACAACUGUAUCAUUACAAAUUUAUUUUAAUAUUUAAAUAUCUUAUAUAAAAAUAUAUUUUUGCAUCACAGCAGUAAACAUGGGGGAAACUUGUGUGAAAAUGUUUUUACAAAAUACAUAAUUGUUGUAAAAUUGUCACCGAAAUAAUGUCACAAUGCAAUACAUCUUAAUGAUUCAAGAAAUAUUCUUCAUAUAAAUACAUACAGUAUAUAAUAUCUUUUGGAUCAUUUAGAUAUUUUGCAUUGUGACCUUACACAGUAAAUAUAUAUAUUUAUUUUAUUAUUAGUCAUUAUAUUUAAUUUAAAACAGUUAUGAAAAUAAUAGAUUUAAUUAAAUUCAGUACAACAAAUACUACCUUGAUAUACAUUUACAGUUGUGUACAGUAUUACAAAUGUAUUUUAAUAUUUAAAUAUCUUCUUUUUGGCAAUACAGCAGUAAACAUUGGGGGAAAUGAUUUUACGAAACACUUAAUUGUUACAAAAUGUGCACAAUGCAAAGCAUCUUAAUGAUCUUAAAAAUAUUAGAUAUAUUAUAAAAUAUGAAUAUAUUAUGUGUGUGAGUGUGUGUGUGUGUGUGUGUGUGUAUAUUUUUACAUUUACAUUGGCAGACACUUUUAUCCAAAGCGACUUACAAAAGAGGAAAACAUAAGUGAAUCAUCUUAGGAGACAGUGGUAUGAAAAGUGCUGUAUUACAAAGUUUCACUAGCAUCAGAAUAGUAUUCAAAACAGAAUAAAGUGCAACAGGAAUUUUUUUUUUUUUUAAUGACUGGUUUAGUGCUCAUGGAAAAGAUGUGUUUUUAGUCGUUUUUUGAAGACAGAAAGUGAGUCAGCUUCACGGAUGGAGUUGGGAAGGUCGUUCCACCAAUGUAGUAUGAUGAAACUGAAAGUCCGGAAAAGUGUUUUGGUGCCUCUGUGUUGGUACAACAAGGCGACGUUCCUUAGCCGACCGCAGGCUUCUAGUGGGUGCGUAGCUCUGCAUAAAUGAUUGUAGGUAUGCUGGAGCAGACCCAGUGACUGUUCUGUAUACCAGCAUCAGAGCCUUGAACUUGAUAUGUGCAUCAACCGGCAGCCAGUGAAGAGAGACAAGGAGUGGUGUAACAUGCGCUCUCUUUGGUUCAUUAAAGACCAGACGUGCUGCUACAUUCUGGAUCAUUUGCAGGGGUCUAAUUGCACAUACAGGGAGGCCUGCAAUGAGAGCGUUACAGUAGUCCAGUCUAGUUGUGACAAGUGACUGGACAAGCAGUUGUGUGGCAUGUUCAGAGAGGAAGGGUCUUAUCUUCCUGAUAUUGUAGAGUGUAAAUCUACAUGAUCUUGCGGUCUUUGAGAUGUGAUCUGUGAAAUUUAGUCUGUUGUCGAUGGUUACCCCUAGAUUUCUGACCGAUUUGGAAGGCGUUACUAUAGUUGCACCCAGCUGCACGGUGAUGUUGUGUUCAACAGCAGGGUUGGCUGGAAAGACAAGGAGUUCAGCCUUGGCUGGGUUGAGUUGCAGGUGGUGCUCCUUCAUCCAAGUAUAUAUAUAUAUAUAUAUAUAUAUAUAUAUAUAUAUAUAUAUAUAUAUACAUACACACACACACACACACACACACACACACACACACACACACACACAAAGUAUAUUAUUAUUAUCAUUAUUAUUAUUAUUAUUUUAUGUCUUUUUAUUUUAGGGUGAAAUAUGACCUGGACAUGUCUUGACAGAUUUUGUGAUCCAACUGGACAUGUGAUAGCCUUUGAACUCUGGUCAACCAAUAAGAAUAAUGGUGCUUUUUUAGUCAUUGUGGCACUUAAGUACUGUAAGUUUAUAUUUAAAAUACAUACAAACCAAUAUUUACAAUUUUGUGUAUAAUAAAAAUCAAAGGACAAAAAAAAUGGAGAUCCAAUGAAAUCUUUGGCAGUUGAAAUACAAUAUGAGCGCAGUACAUUUGGAACAUUCACAAAAACUUCAAAGGCUUUGUUCAUAAUAAAAUAUGAAUGAUAAUAAAAAGUGUCCCGAAACCAUACAUUUUUGCCUAUAGAGAAACCAUUAUUGUGCUACCUCUCAAAAUACAAAAUAAUAUUUGAAAUAAAUGAGAAAUUUGUAACAAUACUUUAAUAUCGGUUAUGUAUAUGUAAAGGGUUGGAUUUGUGUGGAAUAUACGAUAUAUAU
Molecule: messenger RNA, 4199 nt
Organism: Myxocyprinus asiaticus (Chinese sucker)
Lineage: Eukaryota; Metazoa; Chordata; Actinopteri; Cypriniformes; Catostomidae
Product: tyrosinase-like
Exons: 5
Coding region: 38-1654 (538 amino acids)
Biological process (GO): pigmentation; melanin biosynthetic process
Molecular function (GO): tyrosinase activity
Source: RefSeq, a predicted model, not a curated record